Lactuca sativa (garden lettuce) is the source of this 1418-nucleotide messenger RNA. RefSeq names its product putative lipid phosphate phosphatase 3, chloroplastic. Lineage: Eukaryota; Viridiplantae; Streptophyta; Magnoliopsida; Asterales; Asteraceae. Gene Ontology annotation, cellular component: membrane. The record is from RefSeq and is a predicted model, not a curated record. Gene Ontology annotation, molecular function: phosphatidate phosphatase activity. Gene Ontology annotation, biological process: phospholipid dephosphorylation; phospholipid metabolic process.
UAAAAACUUAUUCAAAUAUUAAAAAGUUUUUAAAGAUGCGUGGAACUUCCUAGCAAAAAUUCCGGUGCUUUCUAUCGUGGCCUUCCAUGUCAUCAAAACCACCAUGAACGUGGCAUUUCCAUCCUUCUCCAACAAAAACACAGACUUCGCCUUCUAUCUCUGUUUCUGUAAUUCCUUAUGCUACCAUUGUUAAAACUUUUCCAUCAUAUAAUAUCAUAGCAGUGUAAACGACGCCCUGCUCCAAAUUCCCCUCAUUUCUAACUUCCCACUACGAGAAUAACUAAUACAAGGAUGAUGAAUUCACAGCCUGCAACACAUACUAUAAGGUCUCAUGGCCUAACCAUAUCCAGAAUUCACAUGCAUGAUUGGUUGAUUCUCGCACUACUAGCAGCGAUGAUGGGACUUCUAGGUCUUCUCCAUCCUUUCCAUCGUUUUAUCGGAAAAGACAUGAUGGCCGAUCUCAAGUAUCCGAUGAAGCCUAGCACCAUCCCAUUUUGGACUGUUCCACUAUAUGCAGUUCUAUUGCCAAUUGCUAUCUUCCUGGCAUUCUAUCUUCGUAGAAGAGAUGUUUAUGAUCUUCACCAUGCAGUGCUAGGGCUUUUGUUCUCUGUUUUUAUCACUGGGGUUAUAACAGAGGCUUUAAAAGGUGCAAUUGGUCGACCUCGCCCAGACUUUUUCUGGCGUUGUUUUCCAGACGGAAUAGAUGUUUAUGAUCAAUGGGGAGAUGUUAAGUGUCAUGGUGAUAUCGAUGUUGUAGGACAAGGCCAUAAAAGCUUCCCAAGUGGGCAUAGUUCAUGGUCUUUUGCGGGUUUGGGAUUUUUAUCGCUCUAUUUAUCUGGAAAAAUAAGAGCUUUUGAUCAACAAGGCCAUGCUGCAAAGCUAUGCAUAGUUUUUCUCCCUUUGAUUGUUGCAUCUCUUGUUGCCAUUUCUAGAGUGGAUAACUAUCGGCAUCACUGGCAGGAUGUAUGUGUAGGAGGCUUUAUAGGUAUCACAAUGGCCAUAUUUUGCUACUUGCAGUUUUUUGCACCACCAUAUCAUGCCAAAGGUUGGGGACCUUAUGCUUUCUUUCGGGCUUUAGAGGAGUCUUAUGCAAAUGCUAAUAAUGUGGGUGAAGUAGAAGUUCAGCAACAUGAGAGGAAUAAUGAUUUGGCAAUGGGGUCUUCAGAUGAUCUUGAAUCUGGUAGGUGUUAGUCGUGACGUUUUGAUAAUACUAAAAGACUAGGUUGAUUUGUUUAUAUGGUUGGAUCAUGUUGUAAAUCUUUUUCGAUUGUAAACUUGUAAUCUAUUUGUAUCUGGUUGAGACCCAAACCGAAUUGUAUAGAAUACUAUGUCUAAAGAGAGUUAAAAAUUGCACAUAUGGUUAUGUUUUGUAGUUACAUGUAAUGAUAUAGUUCGAGUAAAUUGGUGUAGUGUUUUUA